UCCAAUACCACCGUUCUACCGUCAGAUCUCAUGCUCAUGUUGUCUCCGCCCAACCAACUCAAAAGCAGACUCACCCCGCUCUGACACAGUCGGAUCCUAUUAUCUCAUUACUCGCCGCCUAUACUCAUUCUCAGCCAUUGACAGACGUUAUACUGAUUCUUCUAGAAAGACCAGAAAUCAUCUUCUAGAAGCUUUAAGGUCAAUGGCUGAGAAUCAGCGAUCCACUGGUACAGUAAAAUGGUUCAGUGCCCAGAAAGGCUUCGGAUUUAUAGCUCCAGAUGAAGGUGGCGAAGACCUUUUCGUCCACCAAACCUCAAUCCGAUCUGAGGGAUUCAGGACUCUCUCCGAAGGGCAACCUGUUGAAUUUGCCAUCGAUUUUGGAGAGGACGGCCGUUCGAAAGCCAUUGACGUGGAGGCCGUCCCCAGAUCCCACCGUCCAGGGACUCGCGGCGGGAGAGGCGGAGGAUUUUUCGGUGGAAGGGGCAGAGGAACUGGUUAUGGUAGAGGUGGGAGAGGAGGUCGGUUCGGUGGCGGCGGUGCGUGUUUUAAUUGUGGAAGAACGGGGCAUUUAGCCAGGGAUUGUUAUAGCGGCGGCGGCGGUGGUGGAGGUCGGGGAUAUGGCGGAGGCCGCGGCAGUGGAAGAGGAGGCAGAGGAGGAGGGUGUUAUCAUUGUGGGGAGGAAGGGCAUUUCGCCAGGGAUUGUCCGAAUUAUGAACAAAGUUGAAGCCGUUUGCUUCUUUUCUUGAGUGAGGUAGCUACGUUGGUCUUUACAUUAGAAUAAUUCUCCUAUUUGGCUUUCCUUGGUGAGUUCUUUCUGUGGUAAAACUGCAAUAAGCCAAAAGAUCUGGAAGUUCAUGUCUUAUGGAGAGAGUUCUCCAUAAAACAAAUCACAUCUUUGCAAUUAAUUAAUCAUCAAAGGUCAUUUUCUUAGAUUAAUUAUCUUUUGCUUCUAUCCUAUAACUAACUAUUUUAGUGUUAGCAUCACUCUGAUCUCAAGUUUCCAGUGGGCUGUUUUGGGUACAAGUGGACUUCAAUCUGGGGGGAGAGGAUUGUGCAUAAUUAUAUUGGCUUUCGUACGGAAGUGUAAAGUUUGAAAGUAAUUGAAUCCAGUUUUGGCAUCAAAUUUUGCUUUGCAUUGAGUGGAUGAUUAGUAUUAGCUAUCUUAUUAAGGAUGUUAUAAAAUUUCUGUGUUAUGUUUUAAGUUUUAAGUUUUUCUUCA
Molecule: messenger RNA, 1219 nt
Organism: Mangifera indica (mango)
Lineage: Eukaryota; Viridiplantae; Streptophyta; Magnoliopsida; Sapindales; Anacardiaceae
Product: cold shock protein 2-like
Exons: 2
Coding region: 203-724 (173 amino acids)
Molecular function (GO): zinc ion binding; nucleic acid binding
Source: RefSeq, a predicted model, not a curated record